Messenger RNA from Ilyonectria robusta, 2285 nucleotides. RefSeq lists its product as uncharacterized. The record is from RefSeq and is a predicted model, not a curated record. Bases 125 to 2155 code for a protein of 676 amino acids. NCBI's taxonomy places the organism in Eukaryota, Fungi, Ascomycota, Sordariomycetes, Hypocreales, Nectriaceae. The transcript is spliced from 2 exons.
ACUUCUUGCCCAAAUUUGACAGCAGCGAUUCCCACCCCGCCUCUCACCACCACGAUCUGUUUUCUUCAAUCCCAUUCUCCCCAGUCUCGACUUGACCUCUCUUGUUUUUGUAUCGCGCAGCAUCAUGAGUAGCACCAAGCGACAGCUUAGUCUUGAUGGAAGCGAAGGCAGCGCUGCCCCUUCCAAGACACGCAAAUUGGAAACACAGAAACAAGGAGAUGGUCUUCAGAUUACCGUCAAGCUGCGCUCAACUUCCAAAGCUGCCAAGAACGCCCCAAGAUCGGUAAAGCCAGCUGAAUAUUAUCGCCAGAGGGCAAAUUUAUUGGGGUGUUUGGAUGGUGACGCAGCUGAUGAAUUGGAAAGCUCGACCGACGAGAACGGCGAUGAGGGACAUGGCCCUCUGGAUGCCGACGGCAUUUGUGGCGAACACAAGGAUGAGCUCCUAGGCUCUGAUUCCGACAGUGUGGAUUCCGAAGUUGAACAUGGUGAAUCUGACGAAGACGACCUUGGUUCCGAUUUCGAUGAAUUUGCAGAGUGGGUGUGGUUGGAGCAAAUCGACGCCUUUGCCAACGUGGGGACGGCUCAAGUCGCGCUGUGUGAUGCCAAGUUGAUCCGGCGCAAUCGGAUGCGAGAUGACUUUUCGAAUGAGAUAGAGGAACCUUGUGAAGAAACCGCGGCGCUCGGGUCCGACCUAUUCGACAGAUACGGCCGCCUCCGCCGAGAGUACUACGAGCAUGAGAUCAAAAAGGGAACUGGGAUAUGGGACAAGGAGCUUGACGAAGGUGAUAUUCUCCUCUUUGGAAAUAUCGCUGUCAAUCCCUCGUGGCGUCGUCAAGGAAUCGCUGCGAAAAUCGUUCAGGCCGUCUUGGACGAGACUAGGCGCAAGUCGACACAGUUCUUUGCCUUUGCCCAGCCGAGUUAUGCCGGUCCCCUAGACGACGUGGACGAGGAGGAGAAAGCAAGAAUAGAAGCAACAAUUGGCGAGCAAUUCUUCCGGUCACUUGGGUUCCGGAGAGUCGGUACCUCCACAUGGCUUGCAUUCGCAGAUGAUAGUAGCCACCCUUCACGAAGUCUGGCUGCUACUCAAGACAUCGAUACGGCGGAUAUCCAAAAACAGCAAGAGGUCAUGUCUGAUGACAUGGAAGUCAUCAUGACCACCCUCUCUGACCCCUCGAUGACUGGAGACCAAUGGGUGAGGGAAAUUGAAGAGAGGUUUCGAGUUGCGAUGGAAGCGCCAACAGUAUUAUCUACCGAUAGGAAGGGCAACACCAUCCUUCACUUAGCCGCCAUGAGCCGCAAGACAGAAGCAGUCGAUCUCAUACAGUCCAAUUUGCCUCAUCUCGCUAGUAUUCGCAACAUGGAAGGCUAUACUCCGGCUGAAGCCUUGCGGAGUGAUAUGGAGUUGCGGAGGACGAGGUUUGGCAUGUCCGAUAAAUUCGAGGGCUUUGGACGAUCGGAUGUUACGUGUCUAGCUGCACUUACAAGCACUGACAUAUUAUAUCCCAACGAGUCCACGGACUUUGACACCGGGACGACUGCAUCAGCUACAGAGGAACAGCUAAGCAAGACCUCCAACACGUUGCGACUGAAGUACGGCUGCACCUGUGGCCAGUGCAUUGGAGGAUUCCUGAGCCCCAGGAUGCUAUUCGCAUUAUUGUGCCAGGCUGAAAUUAACCAUGACUUUCUAUCCGACGAGCUAGAUUACAGCGGUCCAGAUUGGGUCAGUUUCAACGAAGAUUCCCUCAAGCAUCUCAGCCCCUCGGUACGAGAAAACCUGAAGACCAACAAAUCCAUGAGAGAGGGCUUUGCAAAUAUGUACGAUUGCAUUGCUCGUUGUCUCAGAGAGAAUAAUUUACCGAACGAAAGGAAUGUCCUGGACUUAUGGCGCAACAAAACCAGCGAGUGGCCACCAGUGACGAAGACAUACCUCCAAAGGGGCGGAACUGUGGUCGCAGCAGCCACGAACAUUUUUGAGAGGGCAAUGAACCAGGACGAAUGGGCCGGAGAUGGAGAGCACAUGGAGGUGUUUGAGGAAGAAAUCAAGGGCUUGGCCACCUGCCGGAAUGACCACGAGUUCGGUUUCGUCGCUGGCAUGUGUGGAUAUAAGAGGAUUUCUACUGUUCGUUAUGUCGAUAUGUUGGGGAGAGAGAUAUAGGCAGGUAAAGGGCGGGUAUUAACAUGGCUGAGAUUAUGGGUGUGAUUACAAUUACUAUCUAACGAUGUAUCUUUUGUGCUCUCCAGCCCCGACUAAGUCUUCCUCGAGCUCGUCCUUGAAUUAUUCUUUC